Molecule: messenger RNA, 1353 nt
Organism: Dreissena polymorpha
Lineage: Eukaryota; Metazoa; Mollusca; Bivalvia; Myida; Dreissenidae
Product: hornerin-like
Exons: 6
Coding region: 1-1353 (450 amino acids)
Source: RefSeq, a predicted model, not a curated record
AUGACAUUAUUUGAGAAGAGUUCUGGUACCUACAUAGGGAAUGUUUCUGCUACCUACAUAGAGAAGAGUUCUGGUACAUUCAUACAGAAGAGUUUUGGUACAAACAUACAGAAGAGUUCUGGUAAAUACAUACAGAAGAGUUCAGAUACAUACCCCCAGAAGAGUUCUGGUACUUACAUACAGAAGAGUUCUGGUACAUACACAGAGAAGAGAUCUGGUACCUACAUAGAGAAGAAUUCUGGUACAUCCAUAGAGAAUAGUUCUGGUACCUACAUAGAGAAUAGUUCUGCUACCUACAUAGAGAAAAGUUCUGAUACAUACAUAGAGCAGCGUUAUGGCUCAUACAUAGAGGAGAGAUCUGGUACAUGCCCAGAGAAGAGUUCUGGUACCAACAUAGAGAAGAGUUCUGGUACCCACAAAGAGAAGAGUUCUGGUACCCACAUAGAGAAGAGUUCUGGUACCCACAAAGAGAAGAGUUCUGGUACCCACAUAGAGAAAAGUUCUGGUACCCAUAUAGAGAAGAGUUUUGGUACCCACAUAGAGAAGAGUUCUGCUACCCACAUAGAGAAGAGUUCUGGUACCUACAUAGGGAAGAGUUCUGGUACCCACAUAGAGAAGAGUUCUGGUACCCACAUAGAGAAGAGUUUUGAGAAGAGUUUUGGUACCCACAUAGAGAAGAGUUCUGGUACCCACAUAGAGAAGAGUUCUGGUACCUACAUAGAGAAGAGUUUUGAGAAGAGUUUUGGUACCCACAUAGAGAAGAGUUCUGGUACCCACAUAGAGAAGAGUUUUGGUACCCACAUAGAGAAGAGUUCUGGUUCAUGCCCAGAGAAGAGUUCUGGUACCCACAUAGGGAAAAGUUCUGGUACCCACAUAGAGAAGAGUUCUGAGAAGAGUUCUGGUACCUACAUAGAGAAGAGUUCUGGUACCCACAUAGAGAACAGUUCUGGUACCCACAUUGAGAAAAGUUCUGAGAAGAGUUAUGGUACCUACAUAGAGAAGAGUUAUGGUACCUACAUAAAGAAGAGUUCUGGUACAUACAUACAGAAGAGUUCUGGUACCUACAUAGGGAAUAGUUCUGGUACCUACAUAGAGAAGGGUGCUGGUACCUACAUAGAGAAGAGUUCUGGAACAUACAGAGAGAAGAGUUCUGUUACAUACAUACAGAAUAGUUCUGGUACAUACAUACAGAAGAGUUCUGGUACGUACACAGAAAAGAGUUCUGGUACAUACAUAGAGAAGAGUUCUAGUAUCUACAUAGAGAAGAGUUAUGGUACAUAUAGAGAUAAGAGUUCUGGUACAGAGAAAUGUUCUGAUACAUAUAUAGAGAAAAGAGUUAUGGAACAUAUGUAG